CAGGGAGCACGUCAAAACUAUCACAAAAUGGACGCAACGCCAAACCGAAGGAAUUCUCUCUUUAAAUUAUUUCACGUUUUUCACGUGUGUUUAUCUAUUGGUCUUGUGAUCAUGUUUGUUCGAAAUCAAAUGAUGUACGAAGCCAGGUUUAAGAAACUCGAAGACGAUUUGGAAUCAAUGACUCAGAUAUCCACGACUACAGAUACGGAAAAGCAAUGGGCAGAAAGCAUCAAGACCAGACCCACGAUGAAUGAGAAGAAAGUUGUUAAAAGAAGUGUAAAUAAUCAAACGAGUAAGACGGCGAAACAAACAAACAAUCAAAACGUUCUGGAUUUUAAAAACAGCACAAAAAAUUUUGAAGAUGUAACGACAUGCUUGGACUUGCUGAACAACUUCCUCAAGAAGAACAAAUGGUCUGGUAGAGGCCCUAAUAAAUGUCAGAUAUUACGUGGUCCACCAGGCAAACCCGGAAGACGAGGGCGUAGAGGUCCCAAAGGACAAGCUGGUUACAAGGGAAGCAUUGGAAAACAUGGCCCUCCUGGACCCCGUGGUGAAAAGGGCUUCAGUGGAAAUGUUACUGUGAUUGGUCUGAAAGGAGAUAUGGGACCUAAGGGCACUAAAGGGGACAAAGGGAACACUGGAAUAAAGGGACAAAAAGGAGCCCAAGGACCUAAAGGAGAUUUUGGAGGUCAAAAAGGAGAACAAGGCGAACGAGGGGUGAAAGGAAAAGUUGGACCAAGAGGAUGUCCUGGUGACUCUUUUGCUCCGCCUUCUUUCGUUUCAACUCCUCGAUAUCUUGCGUUUAGAGAGAGAGAUUCAGCUCUACUGGUGUGUAACGCAACAGCGAAUCCAUAUUCUCGUAUCACGUGGUAUCGUGACAAAGUAACGAUACCUAUUCAAGACAGCUCAGAUAAUCAUUAUGAAGUGAAAGAGGUUAUUUUUCAGUCAGGAUCGAACGAAUCUUCUUGUCCAGUAAAUCCUCAUCCAGUGACAGAAAGCUCUUUGGUCAUCAAAAGGUCACGUUCGAGUGAUACUGGAAACUACAUAUGCGAAGCACGAAACAUCAUGGGUGUCUUAAGAUACAAGAUACGACUUCUGGUUCAAGUGUAUGUCAAAUUCACUUCUGUUCCAUCAAACAUCACGGUCACAGAGAACCAGGAUGUACAGCUUAGAUGCCGCGCCUCUGGGGUGCCUAGUCCUAUGAUCACGUGGUACAGGAGGGAUGGUAGUGUAAUGCCUAGUAGGUAUAGAAUUAUCCAAGGGGACUUGCACAUCACUAAGAUAACCAAGGAACAAGAAGGGUCGUAUGUAUGUGUUGCGUCUAAUGUUCUAGGAGCAAGUUCAACUGAGACUACUGUUACAGUUAACGUGUUUCCCGUAAUAACGUAUUUCCAAGAUCAUCAAUUGACGAUUAACGAGACCCAGACCCUUACUCUACCCUGCAAUGCCACAGGGUAUCCGAUACCUAAUAUUACAUGGAAUAAAACAAAUGGAUCUUUUCCUAGAGAGAGAUAUAAGUUUGACUCACAGAUGCUGAAUAUAUCCAAUGUACAGUAUGAAGAUAGUGGAGAAUACGUAUGUAAAGCCAGCAACACAGUAGGAACAGCGUCAAAAAGAGCAAUAGUCGUCGUUCAAGUCGGGCCUAAAAUCCGAAGAAAACCAAAUGAUUUAGAGAAUGGCUAUCGAGGAACAGAAAAGGUGCUUCAUUUUGAAGUGUUUGCAUUCCCAGAAGCGAAUAUAACAUGGAAGAGACUUGAUAAUAUAAAAAUGAACAAGCGUUUUCGACAAGAAGCCGCGAACCUUGUUAUAGAUGGAGUAGAGUACAUAGACGGUGGAUUUUACAAGGCAACGGCAAGAAACAUCCUUGGAAAAGUUACGGUUACAACGUUUUUGGUUGUCAAGGACCCAGUCUCGCCAUGGAUAACAUCAUCCGGCGGAUCCUCCAAGAUCACUUUAGAUGAGCGAUCUAGCUUUUCUAGAACAUGUUCUGCCAAGGGAACACCAGCGCCAAAACUCAUUUGGAAAUUCAAAAACAAGGCUAUAAACUCGGUACUUCGACACACUAAUGGCAGCUUGACGCUGAGGAUCGCCAAUUUAGCAAGCGAGCAUACUGGAAGAUAUAUAUGUGARGCUAGCAAUGAAUUUGGUUCAGCAAGGGAACACCUUGAUCUGACGGUUCAGGUUUAUGUAAAAGUGUUCGUUCAGUCAGAAGGCUGUGAUGAUAACCCCGGCAAACGAGUUGCAUGUGGGACGUGUAUGAUUAAAGUAAACAAUGUGGAAUACUGUCCUAAUGGGAGAGGUCAUAACAUAGUUGUCUUGAACAAAUAUGGUAUUUAUCAGAAGAAGAGUGUAUUUGACACGCACGACGAUCCAAGUGCAGGAAGGAAUAUGAAGGCAUUCCUGGAUCAACUGCCUAGAGAGAGUAUUGUCAUCAUCGCUGUGCAAGACAGCACUAAUAGUCGUUAUGUAAAUACUGCAGCACCAGCUCUACGAUCCGUUGGUGCCGUAAAUCCCACUGCAGUUUCGAUGCGAAGCACUUGGCUUCUGGUAGGGUACAAAGGAGGUUCGCCAUCUUGGAUCACCGAGAAGAGAGCAGACAGAUACAAAGGACCUAGCCAAGCUACGGUCAGAAUACCAGUGCUUGUAACUUAACCAAUAUCCGCGCGUGUGGCUGAUUUGCGACUGAUCGAAUUAAGAUAGAGGACGUCUUAAUUGUAAUAAGCCAAUGUAUCACAGGCUGCAAGACGUUGCAGAGGGGCGUUUGGCAAUCACUGCAGCACAUGAUUAUGUAAUGUUAAGACUAUGAUUAUGCCUAAAAGAUAGGUAAACAAGUGCAUGGGCUGUAUGAGCGGAUCCUGGGGCUGGUGACUAAUCACGCCCCUUGGCCCUUUUUGCCCUUUAAUUUACAAAAAUAAUGUUUUGCUAACUGAAAAUAUUUAUCGGGAUAGAUAAGAAGAUAGAAAGAUAGUUCAGAAGACAACCAAAUUAAAACUGGUUCUCUCACACUCUGCGUUUUCACGUUUUCACAAAUUGUUUCGGUUGUUUCAACCAGUUAUUUUUUACAGAAUGGUGAGGCUAGCUACAUCUGAAUACUAGACUCUUUGCCAAAAACUGAAACGGGUUAAAAUUAAAAACUUAACGAGCACUAACAAGAACACCUUUGAUUUAGUAACCCUAGAAAGAUUCAAUAUGUCAGGUGCUAUAUCGACCGAAAACUGUUCUAAGUUGAACAUUGACAAACUUACGGACGUUUGUAUGUGCCGGUUAUAACGUAUUCGCGGGGUGUAUUCAUAAGACUACUAAAGGUGCUAUUUCCUAGCCUGUGCUGGUAGACUACAAACACUAAAAGUGUGCAACACUUUGCUCUAUUUAGUAGUAAAUAGUGCUAAUUAAACAAUAGAAAAUAAUAGGAUUAUAGGAGUAUUUAGUGGUAUUUAUUUUACACACUUAUAGUGUUUGUACUCUAUUGGUUUUCCACUUACGUAGUUUGAUUAUAAUUUUAACUCAAUCGAAUGUGCGGCCGCCAUUUUGGCAAAGGGUCUAUAUAUUUCAAAAUAAAAAUAACUUACAGAUUGGAAAA
This is a messenger RNA of Actinia tenebrosa (Australian red waratah sea anemone), 3580 nucleotides long. RefSeq names its product roundabout homolog 1. Lineage: Eukaryota; Metazoa; Cnidaria; Anthozoa; Actiniaria; Actiniidae. The record is from RefSeq and is a predicted model, not a curated record.